AUUUAUUUCAUGUCAGUUGGAGAAACGUUUUACUGUAUCAGUUUCACCGCCAUUUCAUAAAAAUAAAUUUGUAGUAGAUAAGUAGUAAUCUAAUCGAUAUUCUUUUGUACUACUAUAUUAAUCUAGUACAGAAAUGUGAGCAGGUAACAGUACCGAAAUGAUCAAAGCAAAAUUUAGAAAUGCAGUAACAGUGGCAUGUGUUUUGGUUUUACUGGUUUUGGUAUAUCACAUUUGUAAUAAGACUAAAUCACAUGUUGUGGACGACAGAGUGGUAAACUACGACACAGAUAUCAAUUUGGAACUACCAAUUAGAAUUAUAAAUCCAGCUCCUAAGAAGAAACAAGUACUUUAUAGUAAAAAAAUGGAUUCUAGUGACAAUUUAGAGAGUACAAAACAAGAGUUACAGGAUGCAAAAGCGCGGUUAGAAUUGUUAGAGCAGAAACUGGCAGUGCUAGAAGGACGAAUACCUCAGAAAUAUCCUGAUGUAGAAUACUUAGGCUAUAAAGACAGAAAGAGAAUAUUGGUGACAGGAGGUGCAGGGUUUGUAGGAUCACAUCUUGUAGAUGUGCUCAUGGUGCAAGGCCAUGAAGUAAUAGUAGUGGAUAACUUCUUCACGGGCCGCAAGCGCAAUGUGGAGCAUUGGUUUGGACAUAGGAAUUUCGAAAUGAUCCACCAUGACAUAGUUAAUCCUUUGUAUGUCGAGGCAGACGAGAUAUAUCAUUUAGCUAGUCCCGCGAGUCCGCCUCAUUAUAUGCAGAACCCAGUAAAGACAAUUAAAACAAAUACUUUAGGAACAAUCAAUAUGCUGGGACUAGCUCGGCGAGUAGGUGCAAAAAUUUUAAUAGCCAGUACUUCAGAGGUGUAUGGUGAUCCUAUGGUGCAUCCCCAGCCCGAAUCUUAUUGGGGACAUGUCAAUCCUAUAGGACCUAGAGCGUGCUAUGACGAAGGCAAAAGGGUGGCUGAAACUCUAGCGUACUCUUACGCGAAACAAGAAAACGUUACCGUAAGAGUGGCAAGAAUAUUCAACACCUACGGCCCUAGAAUGCAUGCUUCAGAUGGACGCGUGGUUUCUAACUUCAUUAUGCAGGCUUUACAGAAUCUUACAAUUACUGUAUAUGGUAAUGGAAAACAGACCCGGUCAUUCUGCUACGUAUCGGAUCUAGUGGAUGGACUGCUCUCUUUAAUGACAUCAUCAUACUCUCUACCUGUUAAUCUAGGAAAUCCCGUAGAACAUACUAUAGAAGAAUUUGCAAUGAUAAUAAAGAAUCUAGUCCCCGGAUGCCGCAGCAAUGUAGCGACAGGCGCGGCGGUAACGGACGACCCGCAACGUCGUCGACCGGACAUCGCCGUUGCUAAGCAACAACUUAAUUGGUCACCAAAGGUAUCUCUACAAGAUGGUCUACAAAAAACAAUCGAGUACUUCAAAGAAGAAAUUGCACGGAAAACUUUUUCAAACAAUCAAACUUAUAUGGACGUAAAAACGCGAAACACUCAUUAAAUUAGCGCAAUAUGUUUCGCAUCCUCCGUAAAGUGUGAUAUUAGAAUAAAAUCAUGUUUGUAUAAAAAUAAUUACAAUUUGUCGUAAGUUGUUUAUCUAAAUGUACCUACUUUAUUUUUCGUAAUUUUAAAAUUAUAUUGUUAUUGAUCAUUUUUGGAAAAAAUAUUCCGUUUGUUAUUGAUUUAUUGAUUAGCUAUAAAUAACUGAAUAGUAAGUGAAAAUGUUGUCUUAUUUAUUUAUUAAC
This is a messenger RNA of Hyposmocoma kahamanoa, 1742 nucleotides long. RefSeq names its product UDP-glucuronic acid decarboxylase 1 (gene Uxs). Gene Ontology annotation, cellular component: cytoplasm. The record is from RefSeq and is a predicted model, not a curated record. The coding region runs from base 158 to 1498 and encodes 446 amino acids. Gene Ontology annotation, biological process: D-xylose metabolic process. Lineage: Eukaryota; Metazoa; Arthropoda; Insecta; Lepidoptera; Cosmopterigidae. Gene Ontology annotation, molecular function: NAD+ binding; UDP-glucuronate decarboxylase activity. The transcript is spliced from 9 exons.